AGUUUCAAUCGGGUCUAAGACGGUGUCGGAUCAAAAAUAAAAAGACUAAAAGUGAACAAAUCCUUUUCUUUUAGAAUUUUUCUAGAUGAUGUGAAAGUGUUUGAGUGCAAAAGGCGAUCCGAAAAUUAUUGAAGAAAUUUGAAUAGAAAAAAUUAAGAAAAAUAUCAAGGAAAAGUUUGAUGAUCAUUGACUUUUGAUUUAGUGGAAAAUUCUGUCGAUUGCUUAAGAUUGCCUCAAAAUUUGUGCUUGUGAAAGGCAAAAAUAAGCAGGUUAAAAGUGUGAAAAGUGUUACAUAACCAAUUCCGCGUUUCAUGGGAUUAUCCACAAAUGUGGUCACGCGAUCAUUGAUUGAUUAAAUGUUACUUAUGUGUGAAGUGAAGAAGUGAAAUGUCAGAUCAACAUAAUAAACAGCCGCCUAAAGGCUGGAUGCGAGCGUCAGCAUCGCCAAUGAGAGCAAAUGCGUCGAGAUUAAUGUCACCAACACCGAAUUCAGUGCCUAGACAGAGAUCUCCAACACCAACAUUUAAUGCUCGUUCAUUAGCUGACGCUUCAACGUUCAAUCCAAAUCAACAGCAAUCGCCACAUCCACCAUUGCGACGAUUGCCACCAACACCAACUGGAUUUACAACGGUUUAUGAUUCGCAGCGAUUUUCUCCUGCUCAUCCACCGCCACCACUUUAUCAACAACCGAAACCUACUACUUCAUUUAAUCAACCGAAAGUUCCAAUGUCGCCUUUGAAUUUUCCUAGUGAUGCUUCUGUAGCAAAACCUUUUCGAAACACCUUUUCACCAACACCUUCUGCACCAACUCCUAGUAGUAUUCCACCAUUUUCUCCACCUCCAACUCCCCAGUAUAUGUACAUGGACAAUGAUCGUCAAAUGAAAACGGUGAACGACUUUUAUGUUGUUCCAUUGGAACCAGCAAAUCUAUCCAAGGAUAUUUCAGUUUAUGAACAAGACGAAGCACGUCCAUCAACUGCAGACAUUAUUGCACAACAAUCGCAAGAUUAUGUCGAUGAAAAACUGGCAGAAUAUCAAGCUACAAUCAGUCUGCUUCAGGCACUAAUUGCAUCAAAAGUGAAAGUUUUGCUUUUGUUCAUGUUUUGCGUGGGUGGUAAUGUUGAUUGCGGCGUUUUCGCAAGAUUAAAAUGUAAACAAAAAGAAUUGAGAGAAUUUAAAUUAUGA
Messenger RNA from Clunio marinus, 1185 nucleotides. NCBI's taxonomy places the organism in Eukaryota, Metazoa, Arthropoda, Insecta, Diptera, Chironomidae. The record is from the annotation of a GenBank genome assembly.